Aspergillus saccharolyticus JOP 1030-1 is the source of this 1014-nucleotide messenger RNA. RefSeq names its product putative ubiquitin conjugating enzyme (UbcJ) (gene pex4). The record is from RefSeq and is a predicted model, not a curated record. Lineage: Eukaryota; Fungi; Ascomycota; Eurotiomycetes; Eurotiales; Aspergillaceae. The transcript has 2 exons. Bases 241 to 720 code for a protein of 159 amino acids.
GCCACCUGUCGGAGAAGCGUGCACGUCUGGUGAUGGUUUGUUAUCAGAAGAGAGCCUCCAGAGAGACAGAGCUUUUGUUUUUCUUUUCCCAGAGAACACGCACUUAAUCUCCCGUUCACUCUCUACACAAAUAAUUUCAUUACCCCUCGCUCCGUCAGCGACGCCGAGCAUUCCACCAUAUUCCGCUGAUCCACCAGCCACCAGCCACCAGCCAGCAAAACUGCACAUCAAGACUGAAAUAUGGCGACUCACAGCACAACGCAGCGCCUCCUCCGUGAAUUGAAAGACUACACCAACAACCCGAACGAAGCUCUGCUACACUUAGGGCCUAUUGAUGAAGAUGAUCUCCUUCACUGGGAAGCUGUCCUGAAGGGCGUCAAGGGCACACCAUAUGAAGGAGGACUCUGGGCCCUCCACAUCACCAUCCCCCCCUCCUACCCGCUCACCCCGCCCACCAUCCGCUUCACCACCCGCAUCAGCCAUCCCAACAUUUCCUUCACGACCGGCGAGAUCUGCCUCACCCUCCUUACAACCGAGCAUUGGAGCCCCGUCUACACCCUUUCCUCGACCCUGACCGCCAUCCACCAGCUGCUGACCGACCCGCGGCCGGAGUCGCCGCUGAACGUCGACGUCGCGGCCCUGCUGCGCGACGGCGACAUCCCUGCCUGGGAGAGUGUGGUGCGGUUCUGGACGGAGGAGGAGCGGUGGGUUCCAAAGUGACUCUCACUUCCAGGUGGACUGACCGAGGACCGACAUCUCGAAGUAUAUAUAUAUCCUUGGCUGGGCCGUAUAUAUGGGCGGAGCUAGAGAGGUGCAAUGCGCCCAUUGGUCUUACUGAGUGUUUGGACAAGGUGGUGAGGAACGCAGACCUAUGUAUCCUCAUUGUGCUCAGGAGGGGUUGUACAGAGCUAGCUGGACAGACAGCUAACGUACCCGCGUUUGUAGAGUGAAAGCAACCCAGUGAGGGCUACCCAUAUCAUGACUUUUAGAAUACCCAUUCAUUUGAAGCUAACA